GAUGGCAGUGUGAUCUAAAUAACCCGUUAGAACUAGGACGCAGUACUUUGUUUCAUUUAAAAAAAAAAAAAAAAAAAUCUUGGGGAUGUCCCUCCCCCCUCCUCUAGAAUAUCCAUGCCUUCAGUAUUCCUUACGAUCAUUGAUAAUUCGUGGAUCCGCCCUUGUUAAGUUCUUGUAUUUCGGGAAUUUUACUUGUUCCCGAUUUACCUUCGUAUUUUACGUGCGCAUGCGUGAUCAGUAACCGCGGCAUGUACGAGACGGAAGGUAAACAACCGACUUCUAAAGAUGUUUUCUGGUCAAAAUUUGAUCCAGAAACAAAGAAUGACAGAGAUGCCAUAGUGCCAGGUGUGACAGCUCCGGGAAAUCGCCGGCCUCACAAACCUGGGAAGAUGAAGUCAACACAAGCAAAAUCUGGUCGUAAAACCACUGAGGUCAAGGCCACGAUCCCUCUCAUGCCGCCAGUCAAGGUCAUGAACUUAUCUGCAGAUGCGACAACAGUUACACAAGAUUUGACAAUUGAAAGUCUGCAGGAACAGAAUAAGAGACGUCUCCAUGUCAGUAAGAGGGUCUCUCUGAAGGAUCUGUGUGCAGAUGACAAGAAACGGGUUGCUAAUCUGAUCAAGGAACUGGCAAAGAUGGGAGAUGAGAAAGAGGCUGUAUUAGGACAGUUACAGACAGAGAGGAGGGAGUAUGAAAAGCAGGUCAUCCAGCUCGUCACUCAACAGGAAAACAUUCUACAGGAGAGAGAGGAUAUUCAGGGUAAGCUGUUUCAAUGUCAGGAGUUACUGAGUCGAUAUAAGGACCAGCUUCUGGAGAGAGAGGAACAACUCAACACAUCCAUCACUGACAUUGUCAAUAGAAAGGAAUCUCAGCGCAGAAGAAGUUAUUCUUCUGAAGAAGAUCACUGUGAAAAUAAGAGAAAACAAAACUCAAAAGAAAACAAGGAAAACAGGGCUACUAAAGACCUCCAUCAGAAGUAUGUUGAAGUAGAAACAACCAAGGACCGCCUCCGGCGACCUUUCACCUCAAUGAUUGACAAGGAGAUCGCCAAACAGAAACAGACUGAAGAUGGUUGUCUAAGUACUAUAGUGAGUUCAGAGACAUCUACCACAACACCACCCCGACAUAAAGAGGGAGUGAUCGCUUAUAACGACAGAAUCCCAAUCAUGCAAGCGUUUAGGGAACCAGUCAUGUCUAGUACGCAAAAAAGUGCCGAUAUCAAAGCUUACGUGGACGAAGACUCUCCUAGAGAUGAGUUUCAGCGUUUAGAACCGGAUCCAAGUCCACGGUCAUCAAGGACAUCGUUUCCGUGCAGUUCACCAAAAGGUCAGAGGUCGUCCUCUCCAGCUAGUCAGUCAGGGAAAAGCAACAGAGUGGGGUUUAAAGAAAGACUGACAGUAGACAAUGAUGAGUUAGAAAAACAUUCCCCACAACUUGGGAGUACGAGUGAUAGGAAUGGGAGCAAGGAAUUUCUACAGAAGUACAGAAAACUCACCCCAACAGAACGCAAGCAUGAACUCCUGAAGCAGCGGGAGGUGCUGCUGGACGAGCAGAAGAGACUUCGCAUGAUUCUAGUGGAGCAGGAAACACAGCUAAAGAAGAAGCAAGAUAUCAUAGAAAAACGGCGGACUACCCAGCAGGCCAGAAUGGAUUACCUGGAGAGGAACGGGGAAUUCCCAGACGACGCUGAUAAUGACGGCAGUGUGUUCAAUGUCCAAGAUGGUGGAAGUGUGUUUGAAGGUCAAGUGGACAGACUUAACCUGGACAGGUACUUGAGUGAGGAAAACAUCCUUAACAUUAGUGAUAGAGAGGAAAUACACAAAGAUUUUGGUGGUGCUUCAAACAAUAUCCGUUCAAAAGAACCUCCUGCUAGAUCACAAUUUCGGGAAAUACACAUACAUGGACCCAAAUAUCCUACCACAGAGAUGCAUUUACAGGACAGAUACACAAGAGCUACCUCACCAAUGAGACUGGAGGCUGAAUGUGGUGGAUCCGCCCCUUCCACCCCACGGUUGAUUGAUGCUGCCACCAGUUAUUCCAGAAGAAUGGACCAGUCCAUGGAGGAGGUGGGAGAGGACCCUGUGGACACCCCUAAGAGAAGAAUGGAUGCUGCCACAAGCUAUUCCUGUAGAAGUCCUCGUUCUCCUAUCCAGGAUCACGAUUUCACAGACUUACCCAAACAGAACAAUCUUCCCCUGCAGACAAACCGUCAGAAAGGAUCGAAAUCUCCUGUCUCAAGGUUACCUUCAACACCAGGAGAGAAAACCCUGUCAGUUGUGGAGAUAGUCAAUUCUUUAGAAGCAGAACCCACCUCCCACCCCUCCCACCUCAUUAGAUCCUCCACUCAAAGGGAAGUCACUCCCACCAGGAGUAGGCCUAUGUCUGUCGGAGGAACAGCAACCAUAUUGUCCACUGGAAGUGCGAGACCCCUUAAAGGGACAGUGUUUGCGGUCCCUCCUGUCAAAGACCAGUUCUGUGAGGAAAUUGCAGAAGAAACUGCGGAAGAGAGCUCUCUAUUGGAGGACAUUUUUUUCUUGUGAUUUUGUUACUCGUAAAAUGUUCAUGAUUUGAUUUAUGAAAUCUUAAAUUGCUGCAUUUCACUGGUAUUUAAAUAUAUUUGUGACAACAGAAAUAAGGUAAUUGCUGUUGUUUAAGAUUACAAAACCAUCCUCACAAUAUAGUUACAUAAUACUUACUAGUCUUAAGUACAUACCGGUAUGUAGGAUUAAUCCUUUAUAUUUAUGUAGAUUUACUAUAAUGUUGGAUGUCAUUCAGAAAUUUCCAGGAGAAGAAAUUAAAGGGUGAUCCAAAAUUUCA
Ostrea edulis (European flat oyster) is the source of this 2817-nucleotide messenger RNA. Its product is annotated as protein hinderin-like. The coding region runs from base 249 to 2540 and encodes 763 amino acids. The record is from RefSeq and is a predicted model, not a curated record. The transcript is spliced from 10 exons. Lineage: Eukaryota; Metazoa; Mollusca; Bivalvia; Ostreida; Ostreidae.